AUGUGUGCUGCCCGGAUGCCGCCUCCGCUGGCGCACAUCUUCCGAGGGACCUUCGUCCACUCCACCUGGACCUGCCCCAUGGAGGUGCUGCGGGAUCACCUCCUGGGAGUGAGCGACAGCGGCAAAAUAGUGUUUUUAGAAGAAGCAUCUCAGCAAGAAAAGCUGGCCAAAGAAUGGGGCUUCAAGCCGGGUGAGAUAAGAGAACUGAGCCCACAUGAGUUCUUCAUGCCCGGGCUGGUGGAUACGCACAUCCAUGCCUCUCAGUAUCCCUUUAGUGGGAGUAACGUAGACCUGCCGCUUCUGCAGUGGCUGACCAAGUACACGUUUCCCACAGAACUCAAGUUCAAGAACUUGGACUUCGCUGAGGAAGUAUAUACCAAAGUUGUCAGGAGAACACUGAAGAAUGGAACAACCACAGCUUGUUACUUUACAACAAUUUACACUGACUCAUCACUGCUCCUUGCGGAAAUUACAGAUAAAUUUGGGCAGCGAGCAUUUGUGGGCAAAGUCUGCAUGGAUAUGAAUGACACUGUCCCAGAAUACAAGGAAACCACUGAGGAAUCAAGCAAGGAAACAGAGAGAUUCGUGUCAGAAAUGCUCCGAAAGAACUAUUCUAGAGUGAAGCCCAUAGUGACACCACGUUUUGCCCUUUCCUGCUCUGAGACGAUGCUGACCGAACUUGGAAACAUCGCGAAGACCCGUGAUUUGCACAUUCAGAGCCAUAUAAGUGAAAAUCCUGAUGAAAUUAAAGCUGUGGAAAACUUAUACCCCAGUUAUAAAAACUAUACAGAUGUGUAUGAUAAAAACAAUCUUCUGACAAAUAAGACAGUGAUGGCACAUGGCUGCUACCUUUCUGCAGAAGAACUGGAUGUUUUCAGGGAACGAGGAGCAGCGAUCGCACAUUGUCCCAAUUCUAAUAUAUCGCUCACCAGCGGCUUACUCAAUGUGCUAGAAGUGCUGAAACAUGAUGUGAAAAUAGGGCUCGGCACAGAUGUGGCUGGUGGUUAUUCCUAUUCCAUGCUUGAUGCAAUCAGAAGAGCAGUGGCGGUUUCCAAUACCCUUGUAAUUACUAAGGAAAAUGAGAAAAGCCUAACCCUCAAAGAGGUAUUCAGACUAGCGACUCUCGGAGGCAGCCAAGCACUGGGGCUUGAUAAACAAAUUGGAAACUUUGAAGUGGGCAAGGAAUUUGAUGCCCUCUUGAUCAACCCCAAAGCAUCUGAUUCUCCCAUUGACCUGUUUUGUGGGGAUUUUGGUGAAACUUCUGACGCUUUUAUCCAGAAGUUUCUCUAUCAAGGAGAUGACCGGAAUAUUGAGGAGGUUUAUGUGUGUGGAAAGCAGGUGGUUCCCUUUUCAAGCUCAGUCUAA
Molecule: messenger RNA, 1365 nt
Organism: Pipistrellus nathusii (Nathusius's pipistrelle)
Lineage: Eukaryota; Metazoa; Chordata; Mammalia; Chiroptera; Vespertilionidae
Source: the annotation of a GenBank genome assembly